Lingula anatina is the source of this 1861-nucleotide messenger RNA. RefSeq names its product cytochrome P450 2J6-like. Gene Ontology annotation, molecular function: steroid hydroxylase activity; oxidoreductase activity, acting on paired donors, with incorporation or reduction of molecular oxygen, reduced flavin or flavoprotein as one donor, and incorporation of one atom of oxygen; heme binding. Gene Ontology annotation, biological process: xenobiotic metabolic process. Gene Ontology annotation, cellular component: cytoplasm; intracellular membrane-bounded organelle. NCBI's taxonomy places the organism in Eukaryota, Metazoa, Brachiopoda, Lingulata, Lingulida, Lingulidae. The record is from RefSeq and is a predicted model, not a curated record.
UUACGGGGUGGGGGGAACUCGGGUUAAGCAAUGAUCUUUGAGAAAGGGAGCUGGGUAUGCCCAACAAAAGGACGGGUCAUACAUUGGUCAAGCAUUGUAAAGGCAUAAAUGUUUGUGACUAUUAUUAAGUGAUCCAUUACAAAGAUUAAGCGGUAAGUUAAUAUAUAUUUACCAGCAGCAAGUACACAGAUAAUAUGGAUAAGCUGGCUAUUGAUACAAGCGUUUGGUCAGCGCUAUCUAGCGUAGUCAAACAGAUUUAGACAACUUUAAGCUGGUGACAGUGGAAGUUCUUAGUACACAGUGUUCUAUAUAAGGUAGUCCAGGAUACCUGCCUCAAGGAUGGAAGACCUUUAUUGCUGGGGACAAGUAAUGACCCUUAGCAAAGAAUAGAUACAAAAUAUAGAUAAAGGAAUAAAGAGGAGUUCUGACACGGUCCAGCCUACCGGUAUAUUUUUCGUAACAAUGACUGUAUUGGUCUUUUGCAGCUAGACUUCCUGUGUUUACUGAUCUGAAGAGCAAGCCAUUCAGUAAACAAAAGAUUCGAAGUCAACAUCUAUUCAACUAGCUGCAGAAUGCCUAUAAUCUCAGUGGGCUGACCUUGGGCCCCCUGUUGGCCAUCCGUUCUCUCCCAGUAUACAUACAGCUAUAUAUCACUCUGCUUCGAGAUAUUGAUACAAGGCUCUGCGCGGGUUAACGUUUAGAGUAACGUGAAAUGACUCUACUCCAAAUCGCAGUUGCUGCUUUUCCCGAUACGCCUGUGCUAUUGUGCGCAGUCGUGGUGAUUUUCCUUCUUAUUCUAUGGAAGCAACGUAAGACUAACGGACUACCUCCAGGUCCCUGGGGUUUCCCAGUGGUCGGAGUUCUCCCCUUCCUUGGGACAGAUCCUCACCUCGUCAUGGUGGGAUGGGCUAAGAAGUAUGGCGACAUAUUCAGCGUUAGAUUGGGCACCAAGACAACCGUUGUAUUGACCGGUUAUGAAGCUAUCCGAGACGUGUUUCAGAGAAAGGGAGCGCUGACUUCUGGCAGACCGCGGAUUCCGACUUUUGAUUUUCUCCAUGGAAAAGGUUUUUUAUGCACCGAUUAUUGUGCAAGGCAGAGGACUCAGCGAGAUUUUACCUUAAAGUACCUAGCAAAAGCUGACACCGAGAAGCAAACUGAAGAUGAGACUGACGCUCUGCUUCAAUACAUCCGCAAUAAAAAUGGCGAACCGUUCGAUUUCAACAGCACCAUCAGUGCCACUGUAUCCAACAUCAUAGGUAGCAUUCUGUUCGGAGGCAGACAGGAGUACGAUGAUCCAGAUUUCAAACAUUUGGUCGAUUCAUACCAUGCUGCAUCCAGAUUAAGCGCCCAGGCCUCGUUUCAGAAUUUCCUGCCAUUUCUUUCGUUUUUACCGCAAUGUAAAAAUGGAAACGAGGCUUGGAAUGUAUUUGCAAGCCAAGUAAAAUGUUUGCUAGAUCAGCACAGAUUGGGAUAUGAUCCAGGCGCCACGAGAGGUCUGGUCGAUGCUUUUCUGCACCAAUCAAAUCAAGGAGACUCGGAUAAUUCUUUUGCAUUUAAUGAUGAGGAUCUAAUAGCAAAUUGCCAGACGCUCUAUCUCGGGGGAUCGGAAACAACGUCAACAACACUAACCUGGGGAAUGCUGUACCUUUUAUCUAACCCUGACGUCUGUGAAAAGAUCCAUGCAGAAUUGGAAGAAGUCGUAGGAAACACACGACGCCCCAGUCUUGCCGACAGGCCGCAUCUCCCCUAUGUUAACGCUACGCUAAUGGAAAUACAACGCUGCAAUUAUAUUGGACCGCUGUCGCUUCCUCAUAAAGCGAUACGUGAUACCACUAUUAAUGGAUACGUGAUCCCUGAAGGA